Ostertagia ostertagi is the source of this 1464-nucleotide messenger RNA. The record is from the annotation of a GenBank genome assembly. NCBI's taxonomy places the organism in Eukaryota, Metazoa, Nematoda, Chromadorea, Rhabditida, Trichostrongylidae.
GUGGAACGCGUUGGCGGUGCAUUUGGUGGUAAAUACACUCAAAGUGCGCCAGCUGGAGCUUGGGCUGCACUUGCAGCACGAGUGCUGAACCGCCCAGUCAAGGUUGUGCUGAAGAGGGCCGAAGAUAUGCUUAUCACUGGGAAACGUCACCCGGCCAUGGUAAAGUACAGAGUUGGCAUCGAUGUGACUGGCAUGCUACGUUGCGCGUAUCUCAAAGUUUAUCUCGACGGAGGUUAUGCUAUUGAUGCAUCAAAUGUGGUUACCUACAUGUCAACUGCCUUGUCCGAUACAUGUUAUAGCAUUCCAGUAAUGAGAGCUGAAGGAUACGCAUUGAAAACGAAUAAGUCGAACAACACUUUCGUAAGGGGCUGCGGUUUGCCUCAGGCUUACUUCGCAAUGAAUGGUAUCCUAUGUCACGUCGCACACGCUGUGAAUAAACCGCUCGAAAAGAUAAUGAAAAUGAACUUCAAUAAAAACGGAGGCAUACGACUGUCGAAGGAACCGAUUCUCAACGACGCCCUUUUGGAAACCUCGAAUCACAUAAAACGAGGAAUAGCUAUGAGUGCAACCCGGAUGGGUUUAGCUUCUCCUGGACCUAACGAACAGGCUGUAGCUCUCGUGCAGGUUUCUAAAGAUGGAAGCGUUGCAGUCACAAUUGGAGGAGUUGAGAUGGAACGUGAACUGAUCACGAAGUGUCAACAUGUUGCCAGUCGUGCAUUGCGAAUUCCCACCUCAUUUAUAACGGUAACUGAUGCUAGCACAGAUAAAAAAUAUAACCAACAACAGAAUGGAGGAACUCAAGGUGCAGAUGUUCAUGGACGAGCGAUUACGGCAUGCUGUGAGAAGCUAAUGGUCGGCCUACGUCCUAUUCUCAAAGAAGAACCAGAUUGGCGUAAAGCUGUGUUAAGAGCCUAUAAGAUGCGAGUACCUUUGCAAGCGUCCGAACACAUAGGCCGAAAACAUGGGAUCCCUCUACAGUCAUCCAUGUAUAACGCCACCGGCGCAGCGUGCAUCGUUUCACAGAUCGAUUGCCGUACUGGGGAGCAACAGAUUCUAUCCGUAGAUAUAGUCAUGGAUGUCGGCCGAAACUUAAAUCCAGCGAUAGAUAUCUGCCAAAUCGAGGGAGCGUUAAUGAUGAGCUAUAGCAGUCUCACAUUUGAAAAGGUGACAUAUGAUGACAAGGGGAAAGUGAUCGAGAAUACGUUUUCUUUAUACAAACUACCGUCUCCAUCAGUGACACCGAUGAAGUUUCGCGUAAAACUCCUCAAGGAAACCGACUGCACAGAAGAAGAGGAUAGCUUUCCGAAGGACAUUGGCGAACCACUAAUGAUGCUCGGUGUUGGGACGUACGCUUCAUUACGGUAUGCGAUCACAGCACGUCGUCGAGAUCUUGGAUAUACGAAGUUUUUCGAAAUUGCAGCUCCAUUGACAGCUGCGAAAAUAAUUUCGUACUGCAAUCCUUAA